Molecule: messenger RNA, 1069 nt
Organism: Daphnia pulicaria
Lineage: Eukaryota; Metazoa; Arthropoda; Branchiopoda; Diplostraca; Daphniidae
Exons: 4
Coding region: 68-889 (273 amino acids)
Source: RefSeq, a predicted model, not a curated record
GGAAGGAGAAGCCACUAAGCUGAAAUUAGUCCCAUCAACUUCUGGAAGUAAUCGUGCUCUCUCACCAAUGCCAAAAGCUGCCCAAGCCAACAAUCAUAUCGACAAGAAAAGGAGUGCAAUACCAAGAAACAAUUUAGUGCCGAUUGCUAUAAGGACUGAGGCCCCUGUCAACGAAGAGAUCAAUGCAGGUCAAUCAAAUUCAGGUGCAGCAGCCGUUGCUGGUACUGCUGGUGCUGGGGUUCAGCGAUGGACUUUUGAUGAAGUCAGUACCUUACUAGAAUGUUAUGCAAUUUAUGAGCCUCGUUUCUCCAAGAAGAUGGAAAGAACAGCCACUUUGUGGGAAAAGGUCAAUAAAGAAAUGGAAAAGAGAGGAGUGAAGACUACAGCUGAAAGAUGCAGUGUUAAAUUUGCAGCAAUGAAGAAGAGAUUCAACGAGCUAAAUGAUCAGAAUGUCGACGGUGAAAAGGGCCGAAGGGUUCAGUGGCCCUUUUUCUCUAAGAUGAAUGAACUUUUAGGAUUGUCGGAUGCCUCAACGCUCAAACACGUGCAUGGCGUAGGCGCUGACUCCUCCAAAAUGCGGGAUGAUGACUCCAAUCCGUCUACUCCUCCACCACCCAAGAAGUCCAGAGCCAGGAACGCUAGGAUUACCCAUCCGGAAUCAAUAUCUCGUUUAAUUGAAAUUGAAAUGGACCGUUCAUCGAUGGACCAGGAAUUCUUAAAGGAAAUAAGAGCCAGUAAUGCUGCUAGUUUAACGAAAACUGAGGCUAUCGUAUCAGCGUCGAAGGCCUUCGAGAAACUAGCUAAUGGGAUGUUAAACAAAUUCCAAAAUAUGCAAGGCGUUGUUUCUUCAGAAAUGAGCGUAAUACAUCAGUCAGAAGAGGUCGACUAAUGGCAGAACACAUUGAAGAAGAUGAUUUGUGAACGAAUGAACCUCAAAACUUGUCAGAGUGCACUACCACCCCGUUUCCUUUUGUAAUCCACAUUUCCAAAGAAUUAACCAUUGUUUUAUUUCGGUUAUAUCCUCAACUUGUACCUGAUCUAAUUGUGCAGCAGUAAAUAAAUCUGUUUU